AUGGAUGGAGAAUGCAAGAGGAGGGGGGGGAGGGAGCAGGGGGAGGAAGAAGGGGGGGAGAGAAAAGAAGUCCGGAACGGUCGAGUGCAGUCCACAGGUGCCAGAUCCAUGGAUCUGCUCUCACGACGCGACUCAUUGGGGAACCGAGUAGAUGACAGUACGUCGUCACUGUUUUACAACGUGACCCUGUAA
Messenger RNA from Penicillium canescens, 192 nucleotides. RefSeq lists its product as uncharacterized. Lineage: Eukaryota; Fungi; Ascomycota; Eurotiomycetes; Eurotiales; Aspergillaceae. The record is from RefSeq and is a predicted model, not a curated record. The coding region runs from base 1 to 192 and encodes 63 amino acids. The transcript is spliced from 2 exons.